UUUUUGAAGUAAAACACUAUCGGGUCUAAAUGGGCUAAAUUUCAUUUAUUCUAAGACCCAACUCUUUGUUUUCAGCAGGAAACACUUUAUACCAAAUGAAAAGAAAAACAUAGAUUUCAUAGAAAAACAAGAAAGAAAAGAGAGCGAGAAAUGGAGGAAGCAAUGGCAAUGGCCCAUCACCAGCAGCAAUUUCUCUUACAGCAACAGCAGCAGCAGCAGCAACAACAACAGCAACAUCAUCAACAGCAACAAUCACUUCUCUUACAACAACUUCAAAAACAAGCCCAACAUCAACAGCAACAGCAACCACAACAACAAGCAAUUGCUCGUUUCCCGUCAAACAUAGAUGCCCAUUUACGUGGUACUCUAGGUGCUCUUCACCAACGUCCUCUUAACAUCCAACAAAACCCCAAUUCUAGCCCCAAUCCUAACACUAACACUAACGCUAACCCUAAUCCUAAUUCCACCCCAAAUCUACAGCAACAACAGCCUUCGCAACCACAACAACAACAACAGCAACAACAGCAGCAGCAGCAACAGCAGCAACAGCAAAAGCAGAUCCGACCAUUGAAUCAAGCGGAGCUCCAGAUGGCUUAUCAGGAUGCUUGGCGUGUUUGUCACCCAGAUUUCAAACGUCCCUUUUCUUCUCUUGAAGAUGCUUGUGAGAGGUUACUACCUUAUCAUGUAGUAGCGGACUAUGAAGCAGAGGAGGAUGAUAGAAUUCUUGAUUCUGACACAACCGGCCUGAUGCCAUCUCGCUCCCAGCAGUGGGAUCACAACAUUGCUGCCAAAGUCGCAGAGUUCACAGCCACAUUUGAGAAACAGGCCCUUGCCUUCAAUAUAAUAUCUCGCAAACGAGCUAUGGGGGAAUUUCGAUCAGAGGAAAGAUUGAUGGUUGAGCAGGCUCUUCUCCAGGAAGAGAAGAAAGCCAUGUUUGUUUUGAGAUCAGAAAUAGAAUCUAGGGAGAAGGCUGGUCGGGAGGCUCAUGAGGCUAAGUUGCGACUGGAAGCAAUGGUUCAGGCAGAGCAAGCUCGAGUUGAAUCACAAGCUCAUGCUGAAAUAGUGGCUCAAGGACCUAUAAGGGCAAACGCACGUGGGUCUCAAGGAAGCAACCUUACAAUUGGUCAUGACAUUGGAGAGCAUGCACAAGGUGUUAAACCUGAUGAGAUUAUGAAUGGCUGGGAGAACAAUGCACAGAAGGAUGAAAAGGAACCUUCUGAAGAUUUCUUGAAUGAUGAAGAGACCGAAAACGGAUAUACAGAUGUACAGAAUGACUGGCACGAAGUUGGGGAGUUUGAUUUGAACAGAAGAUGAGUUGUAAAGGUUAUAUCUCCCUUCCUUUUUUUACUUGUUUCUCCUUUUUCUUUUUCCUCACCUCAUUUGUAAAAGAAAAUACGUAGUAAAAUUUUAGGACAUUUUCAUUUUAUUUAGCCUUGUGUUAUUUGUAUUUAUGUCUUGGCUAACCAUGCAAAGGAGGAGUUUCUUUGCUUUUGAGAGCUGCUUGAGGCUUCCAUUAAGCUUGUUAAAUGUUCUUUGUACAUGUUACAUUCACCCAAACCAAAUGGUGAAAUUCGAAGUAGCCAUAGAAGCAGCUGUGCCUCAAGUAAAUCACGUUGUUUUCUUGCCCCAUUUUGGUCCAUUCCAAACUUAUUUACGUUAAAAAAAAACUUAUUUUACAUAUACGUUUUUACUUCAUCUAAUUCAAUGUUGUGUAAAUUCCAUCCCUUUUCUUGCACUGGAUUAC
Durio zibethinus is the source of this 1744-nucleotide messenger RNA. RefSeq lists its product as uncharacterized. Gene Ontology annotation, biological process: positive regulation of DNA-templated transcription. The record is from RefSeq and is a predicted model, not a curated record. Lineage: Eukaryota; Viridiplantae; Streptophyta; Magnoliopsida; Malvales; Malvaceae. Gene Ontology annotation, cellular component: SWI/SNF complex.